Closterium sp. Naga37s-1 is the source of this 4635-nucleotide messenger RNA. The record is from the annotation of a GenBank genome assembly. Lineage: Eukaryota; Viridiplantae; Streptophyta; Zygnematophyceae; Desmidiales; Closteriaceae.
AUGUCCGCCGCCACCCACUCCAGCGGAGAAUGGAGCGGAACUGCGGAGGCCGUCGGCGCUGGAGAAGCUGUAGGCGGAAUGGCGGCGGGCGGAAUGGGCGCGGGCGGAAUGCCGGUGAGCAGCCCGGACAUUCUGGGGAAAGGGUGCUUCAGCUGGCGCGGCGUGUUUCACAAGGACCACGGCGCGCGCGUGCUUAAAUUAGAAGGCGGCGGUGUAGCGGAGGUGCUUGUAGUGGAUCCUGGGCGUAGAGACGACGAGGUGAGAACGCAUCAUGGGUAUGCUAUGGCGGGUUUCAGUGGAGCGGGAGAGCAUGCGGGGAUGGCGGGCGCGCACGGACAGGGGGAGGACGUGGGGGCAUACGAGCGUGGCAGUGAUAGGGUUGGGGGGAGAGGUGAGUUAAUGGCAGGGGCGGGGAGGGAGCAGGAGAGGGCGUUAGGGGUGGAGGAGCGAGGUUGUGUCGGUAUCGUGUCUUCUGCUGCGGCUGUCGUGGCGACUGAUGAAACGCAUGACCUCUCAGUGCGUACGGACGACACGGUUUCAUCCGACGUAGCGACGGUCGGCAGCGUUUCAUCUGCACGCCUGAACGCUGACGGCGUUUCAUCCAGGCGUGCGGCCGCAGCGGACGGAGCAGGCGCGUGGGACCCAGCUUUAGGUUCAAUGCGAGGCGAUCCCACAAGUGCAUCACAUGGGAUCAAUGCGAAUGAGGGAGGUGUGGGCGAGGGGGGCAGGGGCGAAGCAGCGCGUGGGAGUGUGGAGAGUGACUCGCUAGCCAAUGGGGAUGUAGCGGCAGGGAGCACUGGUGUUGUCACUGGCAUCAGUGGGUAUUCUGCUCUCGCCACCACUGCGCGCACUCAGGUGCUCCCUGUCCCUGUGGAUCCCUCCCUCACUUGCCCUCCCUACCCUCCCUCACUGCCUACUCACCCUGACGCAACCGCCUCUUCCCCUUCCGCCCUCACCUCCCCUCCCCUCCCCUCUUCGCCACCCCUCUCCGCUGCUCCUCCCACGGACGCCACCCCCUUGGGCCCUCUCCCCACCAUCACUCCCUCCGCCACCGCCCUUUCCCUCCCCACCCUUUCCGCCCCCAAACCAUCCGCGGCCCCCCCUCGCCCCCACACCGCCGCAGCAUCCUCCCUCCCCCGCCCGCCCCACGCCCUCCCCCCCACCCCCGCCAGCAGGGAAGGGGGGCACCAGAGGGGAGCGAGAGGGGGGGUGAGCAGGGAGGGGCGGGGGGGGACGGCGGGGGCGGGCAGCGGGCGCAGUGGGGGGUCGAGCGGGGGGAGGUGGAGUGGGGGAGGCGGGGGAGCGGGGGGAGCGGGGUUCCAUGCGCGCAAGCUGUCAACAGACGACAGCUUCCUGGGUCUUUCCUCCCGCAGCCCCCUCGACACCUCCGCCUGCACUGCUAGAACGCCCCGCCUCUCCCCCCACCCACCCGCUGCUGUUACUGCUGCUGCCACCGCCGCUGCCGCCGCUGUUGCUGCUGCUGCUGUCGGUGGUGGUGGUGCAGCAGAUGACACUGCCACGUCACCCAGCAUCAUCCACAAGUCGCCGUCCACGCCGUCCGUCUCCACCGACGAUGAGCUGGCGCCGCUGCCCGGCCUUGGGAUUGCCGGGGCAGGGACAAGAGCGGGACUGGACGGGGGAGUGAUGGGCGGAGUGAUGGGAGGGGGGGCAGCGGAGAGGGGAGCUCUGGGGGAAGGGGAGGGGAUGGGGGGAGGAGGGGCGGGGAUGGGGCAGUACGGGGGCAUGCAUAUCCCCAGGAAUGAGAGUGUGGGCAGCAGCAGCGGGUCAGUGGCAGCAGGGGAUGGGCUGGUGGGCGUGCCAAGGCCGAGCACGCUCAAGACGUGGAAGUCCAUGCACGCCCACCGCCAUAAACUCGCCCGUGGCCUGCUCUUCGCUGGAGAGAGUGGGGAGGAGGGCGGGAUGAGCCCCAGGGGCCUGGCGUUCAUGGCAGGCGCCCGGCGCCGAGGGCUGUGGCGCCGCACUGUCACGCCCAAGGAGUGGAGCGAGGGCUGUCUGAUCAAGAUGAGUGCGCUCUUCUCCGCACCUGCCACCUGCUCACCACAUCCCCUGCUUCUCUCGUCUCUCCUCCCCCAUUUGCUCAUUCUCUUUUCUCCCUCCCUGAGUCUGCGCCCUGCACUCACACUCCCCACCCCCACCUCCCCCCCGUCUGUCCCUCCACCAAUCCUGUCCAACACACCUUUUCCUUGCCACGACACCUUCCUGCUCCCCUCCUCAGCUGUCAAGCGCCUGCUCAUGUGGCCCCAGGCGGGUUCUCAGGUGUCCCGCUGCGCCCCAGGUGAUUCCUCUGCUGAAAACUCCUGGUCGCCCGUGGACCCUGCGUCCUUCGACGUGCGCGGAGAAACUUUUCUAUCUGACCGCCGCAAGGUGCCCGCCUGCCCGCCGGCUAUUUACGAGCCGUGGGGCGUGGACGUGUUUCACACACCACUCAAAAUCCGCCACGUGGCAGAGCAUGUGGAGCUGCCUGCUUGCCUCUUUGGGAGGGGCGGUGGGGGGGGGAGUGGGGAGGUGCGGCAGGAGGGGGCGGAAGGGGGGGAGAGAGGGCAAGGGGAGGCGGAUGGUUGCUUGGAUGGUGUGUGUGCGGAGGUCUAUGGGGUGGGAGAAGAGGGAGAAGGGGGAGAGGAAGGAGAAGGAGGAGACGGAGAAUGGGCAGAAGGGUGGGUGCUGCCAGAGGUGCUGGUGGUGAACCUGCAGGUACCGCUCUACACCACUCUGCCGCUGCUACAGCAGGAGCAGGACGGCGAGGGAAUCAGCCUGGUGCUCUACCUGAAGCUCAGCCCUGCUUAUGCGCGUGGUGUUCCACCGUGCCUCGCUGCCAUGCUGGAGCCUCUGUGCCAACCGCCAGCCCCAACUUUCUCUCCCCAGCCAGGGAUGGGAAGCAGCAUGCAUGCGCCCACGGCCACAGAGGGGAGCACUCCAGACUGCACUGCAGCGGUAGCGGCUGUAGCAGGGCCUGGCGGGUACAGUGCUACAGAUGCGGGUCAUUCACGCUCUGGCAGUAAGGGGAGUGGCACGAGCGGCAGCAGCAGUGGGGGGAGGGGGGGAAAGGCAGUUGGGGGCAGUGAGGCUGGGCGGAAAGAAUCUCCAAACGCGUUCAAGUGGGAUCGGCCGAAGCUGCUGGCUCGGGUGGUGAACGAGGCUGGCAUGGGGCUAGGUUCGGGUACGAAGAAGACGGUGCAGAGCUGGAGUGGACAGCCCAUCCUCACUCGCUCGCAUCACUCGCUCAUUCGAGCGCAAUAUGGGGUAGAAGCGGGGGAAGAGGGGGAAAGGGCGGACGACGAUUGGCGGAACAGCGAGUUCGGAUUCUCGGGGCUUGCUACUAUCGCGGACGUAGUGGAUGAACUGGACGGCGAAUGGGAGGACGACACGUCAGCGGGAGGAAUCGAGGCUGAACACCCAACGCAAUCUCCCUUGGCGUUGCCGACAGCGAGUGAAACGCGCAUCCCAGGCGGCAGCAGCAGCAGCACCAGAUUCCACAAUCGACCUCGUCGCAGCACGGCAAAGGCCCGGCGCUGGCACUCGUGCUCCCCCUCGCCGUGUGUCUGCCCGCCCCUCUCCGCCUCCUUCCGCCCCAUCUUCUUCCGCGACCUCCGCCUCCCCGCGUACUCCGUCAUUUCCACUCCCCCUUCCUCCUUUCCGCCUUCCCCUGCGCCCUCGUACCUCUCCGCCACCUCCUCCGCCACCUCCGCACCUAUUCUCCGCCAUAGGUCCGCGGAUUCCCAUUCCCCCUCCUCCUCCUGUAGCACUUCCACCUGCGCCUCCCCCACGUCCUCCGCAGAGCAUCCCUCCGACGCGGGCAUGCCGCCGCUCCCCCGCCAGGUCGACUGGCGCAAGUUCGACUCCCCCUGGCGUGCCAUGCUCUUCCGCAUCUGCGGGUUCCAGUCCGCGGUGCUGCAGCGGCGCCAGCACGUAUUCGUCCUGCGCCACGCGGAGCGCCUCGACGCCGUCGAUCCGCGAUGGGCGCAGCGGGAGCCCACCAGCCGGCCGUGGGACCCGCCGCUGUCGGAAUGGGGGCGGUACCAGGCGUACCAGGUGGGGGUGCGGCUGCGGCGCGAGGGGUGGGGGGUGACGCGCGUGGUGUGCGCGCCGUACGUGCGCUGCGCGGAGACAGCCGCGGAGCUGAUAGCCGCCAUGAGCAGCACGCCUGACAUGGACUACGCGCCCUCGGGACCUGGGUAUGGGUGCUCCUCGUCGCCGUGCCUGCCGCUGCCGCGCGUGGGGCGCGUUGGUGCGGCGGGGUGCAGGACGGUGGGGGUGCAGCGGCACAUCCUCCGAGCCAUGCAGCAACCGCUGACGCCCGCGCAGGCACUGCACCACCGCAAGCGAAAGCACGCGAGAGACGUGGCCGGCUCUCUUUCCAGUUCGUACCACGACCCUGCUGAUCGGAGGGCUCAGGAAGCCGCAUCGGCGGUUGACAUGUGGCAGGCUGGCAUGCCAGUCCCUCUGCCCCACAUCCGUGCCUGCAUCGACUACUCCCUCUGUGAGGUGAUCCCGCCCGGAACGGCAACGGCCGCGUUUGUCCCAUGCGCUGGCGGGUCGGGCGGCGCUGGAGGCAUUAUUGCCUGCAGAGUGUGUGGAGAGGGUGGUGUGGGCAGUGACAGGAGGGCGCGGACUUGA